Molecule: messenger RNA, 2977 nt
Organism: Drosophila nasuta
Lineage: Eukaryota; Metazoa; Arthropoda; Insecta; Diptera; Drosophilidae
Gene: Mipp2
Product: Multiple inositol polyphosphate phosphatase 2
Exons: 5
Coding region: 1-1383 (460 amino acids)
Molecular function (GO): acid phosphatase activity; inositol phosphate phosphatase activity
Source: RefSeq, a predicted model, not a curated record
AUGCUUUAUUUAAUUAAAUUACUAAUACCGCUUCUACUAUUGACGACUUUUAUACCAAAUACAACGCAAACACAACUGACGGUUGCGCCAACAGCUGAUGUUACGACUCAGAAAUGCGACGACAGCUUUGGAUUGCAACGUAAUGUACUUGAGCGGCGCUUUUCGACCAAGACACCGUAUCGUGCUAUUGCAAAUUAUAAUGACACAUCGCCUAUAUAUAAUGGUUGCCACCCGACACGGAUUUGGUCGAUCAUAAGGCAUGGCACUCGCAACCCCAGCAAAUCCGUUAUUUUGCAUGCCAAGACGCGACUGGUUGAAUUGCAGUCGCUGAUUUUGCAGCAAAUGAAACCGCCAGCACAUUUAUGUGCAGAUGAUCUGAAGCAAUUGCGGCGCUGGAAUUGGGAUCAUAUCGAACCAGAUGAUGAGAAAUUGCUGGUGGCCGAAGGCGAAGAUGAACUAAUUGAGCUUGCGGAACGCAUGCAAUUGCGUUUCCCGAAAUUGUUGCCAGAUCUCUAUAAUCCAGAAUGGUAUUAUAUGAAAUAUACGGCCACACAACGUACGCUGAAGAGUGCCCAAAGUUUUGCCACCGGUUUGUUUGGCCGCCAUCGCAUACAUGCUAUUACCUAUCCGCAACCGCUGAAACGCGAUCCUGUGCUGCGGUUUUAUAAACUCUGCAGCCGCUGGAAAACGGACGUCGAUAAGAAUCCUGAAACAAUGUUUAAUGCACGUAGCUUUUAUGCGGAGCCAGCGAUGCAGUCAGCAGUGGAGCAAGUGCGUUCGAGCACACAGUUAUCGGACGAGUUAACCGACGAGGACGUUCAACUGAUGUACACGGUGUGCGCCUUUGAGACGGCCUGGCAACGCCAUAAAUCGCCAUCCGUCUGGUGUCGCUUCUUCGAUGUGCACUCGCUGAGCGCCUUGGAGUUCGCCGAGGAUCUCGAGUAUUAUUGGAACGAUGGCUACGGCUACGAUUUGACCCAUCGCAUUGCCUGUCCGGCAAUCGCCGAUAUGUUUGCGACCAUCGAUACGCCAGGUGAUCGCGCCAAUGCCACAUUCUAUUUUACGCACUCGGGCACACUGCUCAAGAUGUUGGCCCAUCUGGGUGUGGCCCGUGAUGAGAGACCGCUGACGCACAAGGAUUUUGGCAAAGAUCGUCUGUGGCGUACGAGUGAAAUCGAUGCGUUCGCAACCAAUUUGGCCUUUGUGCGCUACGAUUGCAUUGAAAAAGAGCCGCAAGUGCUGGUGAUGCAUCAGGAGCGUGUGGUACGCCUUCCCGGCUGUCCGCAGGAUGACGAUCUUUGUCCGCUGUCGACGCUGCGACGCAACUAUGCGGAUAGCGUGGAGCGCUGUGACUUUGAAGCGCUCUGCCAAGCAGCCAACUAAGAGACAGACAGCGAGAGAGAGAGAGAGAGAACGAGCACAAGCGAAAGAGAGAGACAGAGAGGAACUAGUGGAGUGCAAGAGAGAGAGAGAGAGAGACAAGGGAAUGGAAUUGGAUGGAAGUUGAUUGUGGAACAAUUAUUGCUGCUGCUGCUGCUGCUACUGCUGACGGAUGCUGAUGAUGAUGAUGAUAAUAUUUAUGAUAAUGAUGGUGCUGCUGCUGCUGCUCCGCUACUGCAAAACUAUGUGAAAUUUAACAUGACCAGAGGGAUUCGUCGCAAUUUUGUGAAAUUUGAAAUGAUGUCGAGCAAACUGAAAAGUCGAUAUCGACAUCGAAAGACAGGUUGAGAGUUGAAGGGAACUAUAGAAGAGAAAGAGAGAGAGGGGCAAGAGAUAACGAUGCUGGAUAUAGGAAUAGGGAUAGAGAAUAGCGUUAAGUGUAUUACAAAGAAAAAGAAGCAAAAACAAAAACAAACCAGAGAACAAGAGAGUGAAUGAUAGAGAGAUAAUUUUUAAUGUUAAAAAAAAAGAAAUCGAAAUUAGAGAAAUCAAAAGUUAAGAUUGGAGUCAACAAAAAAAAGAAGAAAUGUACGUGUUUUGUAUGCCUUAUAAUCAAUGUGGACCAUCCAAAUCCAGAACGAAAACAGCUGAAUACAGAAACGAAAAAGACAGAGAGAGAGAGAGAGAGAGAGCACAAGUAAUGGAAUUAGAGCGAGAGCAAGAGCGAGCAGAGAGAGAGAGACAGUGAGAGAGUGAGUGAGGAAUUGAGAGAUUCUAACCCGAGAAUUGUCUAUUAUGCCUAUAUCUAUAUAUACACACACUUAUAGAACCAUAUAUAAUAACGAUUUGUACUUCUUGAACUCUGCUAAACAUAUUUCAAUUUUUUUUUUUGUUUUGUUUUUUAUUAUUACAACAAUAUUCUUUAUUUGUGUUUUGUAUGCUACCUUUUUCGACACACACACACACACACAACGAUAAUAACGAUCUAUAUCUAUCGGAACUAUAUACCAAUCUACAUACAUAAAGUAUACAUGAAAGCGAAGCCCUUGUACAUACCUAACUAUAUAUGUAUAUAUAUGUAUAUCGGAAACAAACACACACACAUAUAUAUAUAUAAUUAAUAAAUAAGAUUAAGAAAAAAAAGAAAACGAAAAACAAAAAAAAAACAGUUGAAUACACGAAAGCGAAACUAGAUUUUGUGUUAGUCUUUAAGCCUACUAUGUAUGUGAUUUUGUUUUGUUAGUUCAUACAUACGAUAACUAUAUAUUUUUUUUUUGUUUGCGCUCGUUUAUCAAUUGAUUAAGCAAAAGCAUAACGAUGUGUUUAAUAAAGAAUAACUGAAUUGCAAUUACAAUUGUGAAGACGCAUCAAACAAAAAGUCGAGUCAUAGUUAAGCUGCUCCUUUUCCCUCCCCCACAAAUAGCAACAAUUACACGCAUAUAUAUAUAUAUAUCCAUACUAUAUAUAUCUUAACUAUAUUCACUUCUAUGUUAUACUUAUUAUUAUCACAACUACAACACGAAAUAUUCUAACAAAGACUUGAAUUUCGAACCCUUUAAAUUUGUUUUAAAAUAAAAGGAAAAAACCUAAAAAAAAA